Messenger RNA from Rhincodon typus (whale shark), 2097 nucleotides. Its product is annotated as homeobox protein Hox-D5. Gene Ontology annotation, biological process: anterior/posterior pattern specification; regulation of transcription by RNA polymerase II. The transcript has 2 exons. Gene Ontology annotation, molecular function: DNA-binding transcription factor activity, RNA polymerase II-specific; RNA polymerase II cis-regulatory region sequence-specific DNA binding. Bases 710 to 1459 code for a protein of 249 amino acids. The record is from RefSeq and is a predicted model, not a curated record. Lineage: Eukaryota; Metazoa; Chordata; Chondrichthyes; Orectolobiformes; Rhincodontidae. Gene Ontology annotation, cellular component: nucleus.
UACGAAAGAAAAGUUUUAAAUUGAAUUGAAUUUGAAAGGGUUAAUGGUGUUACAAAAUAUUUUGUAUUAUUGGGCUGUAGUGUUGAAUAACAAACUGAUCAGAUCAAUUUUUGCAGUUCCUUAAUAUUGUACCUAUCAUCAGCAGAAGCCAGUUCCACAAACUACUUUGCAUAUGUAUUAUACACAAACCUAUGCAUUUACAAAAUUAUUAAGCAGUAUGUUUUUAUUCGCAUACUUACUUUGUGCCUGUGCUCCUGUACGUGUCGUUGGCUAAAACAAAUCAAAUGUCGAUAACAGAAAACAGUUUUCAUACCCAAUGUUUAACAGGGUUUUAACUAUGAACCAUGCUACAAAUGAACCUACUUGGAAAAUAGAUAGCAAAGUGUAAACGUCAAAGCCUCUUCCGGGGAUUUUGUUUUGUCGAUAUGAACCUGGCUUUCUUCAUGUUUGCCAGCAGGGAGCGCUAUAGGAUCAUGCUGGCUAAGUCAUACCAAGUAUUGUCACUGCAUGAAUUACCCCAGGGUCAGGCACAAGAAUUUACGACUGGUCAAAUAAAGCACGUGAUCUAAACUUGUGCCCCAUAUUUGGUUGCAUACGUAGAAAGCAGAGAAAUGACAUGUGCCUUUUAUUUCCAUAUUUCAUUAUAUAUCGCGCGGUCUAGUGCCGAAUAAACGUCUAAGAACCACAAAUCAAAACCCGUUAAAGGCAGAUGAGUUCCUACUUUUUAAACUCCUUCUCAGGUCGCUACCAAAAUGGCCACGAUUAUCAGUUGCCGAGUUAUGGAAACACCGCUUCUGUCGGCGAGCAUUUCAGGGAGUCGACAAUGCUCUCCGCCAGGUAUGGCUAUGAUUACACCGGGAUAGACCUCAGCAUGACUCGCUCGAACUCAAAUCUGUGCGGUGACAGUGAGAGGUCUACCAACUACCUGCAAACAGUUAGUAACACCUUUCAUAGCUCAUCUGGGCUGAAAAUUAAAUCUCCUGAACCUACCUUCCGUUCAGGAUCUUUAAUAAGUUCAUCAGAUAGUGGUAUUAAGACGGGUGCUACUAUCACAGAGUCCAAUCACUCAUACCAGGACACAUCGCCGGUAAACGAUGAACAUCCUGAGGGGACGAACAGCCCCAAACCGGAAAGUGGGCAACUAGACAAGGAUCCUGCACUGCAAAUGCAGAUAUACCCAUGGAUGAAAAAGAUGCACCUUAACCAAGAAGGCUUAAGCGGGCUAGAAGGGAAACGAACAAGGACAGCAUAUACUCGCUACCAGACCCUGGAGCUGGAGAAAGAAUUCCAUUAUAACAGAUACCUUACACGACGCCGGCGGAUAGAAAUCGCUCACGCCCUGUGCCUGACUGAAAGACAAAUUAAAAUCUGGUUCCAAAACCGAAGAAUGAAAUGGAAAAAGGACAAUAAAUUGAAAAGUAUAAAUAUCAGCCCCCCAGGAGCAGGUUUUCAGCCAUAACUUGUUUCAUCCCGUUUCUAGCUAUAUAAUAUUGCUGUCCAGACGAUCUUUUAUGUUGCAAUAGGAAAGGUUAUUUGGCCACAUUAAGUGCUCCUCUAUGAGAUGGGUUUAUUAAUACGUUGUUCUCAUGUGGGUACAACGUCUUGCUAUCAAUUUAUAAAGAAAAGAAUACAAUUUAUCAGUUGUCACCAACAGAUGUUGAAUCGUGUUUUUAUACAUUGGUGGUAAUAGCCAUGCCUAAAUUUAGAUUAUAACAGAGAAUAAAAGAGGUCAUUCGACGGAAUGUAGCCAAGCAAACCAUUUGUCUCAUGCGAACAGAAUGAAGUUGUGCUGUAUAUCUGGUUUCUGAACAAACGAAUCCUACGCCGAAACAGAGCUUCGCUAAAACUUUAAAUUAAUAAUAUUUUAUAAACUUAGAUGAAUAUUGUUCCCUUCAUCUCUUUUUACAUCAAACUUUCUUUUGUUUGAUUUUGCCUUGGAAUGUUUAUGGCACGAGUGUUGCUGUGGUCCCAGGUAUAUAUGUCUUGUAUAUUCUGUACAGAUAUAAUGUUUGAAUGUCUGACUUUGUCCUAUGUACAUGAAAUAAGUGAUUUUUUUUGUCUACGACAUUGAAAUAAAGUCAGUUUUAUCAAUAAACA